Chelonoidis abingdonii (Abingdon island giant tortoise) is the source of this 1332-nucleotide messenger RNA. NCBI's taxonomy places the organism in Eukaryota, Metazoa, Chordata, Testudines, Testudinidae. The record is from RefSeq and is a predicted model, not a curated record.
AUGGUAGCCUGGAAGUUUCAUGAAUGCAACUUCUUUGUGUACCUCUUCCCCAUGCAGCGGGAGUGUAUUUCUGUCCAUAUUGGCCAGGCUGGCGUGCAGAUGGGCAAUGCCUGCUGGGAGCUGUACUGUCUGGAGCAUGGGAUCCAGCCAGAUGGAAUCAUCUGUUUGGAGAAGUCCUUGGGGCAAGCUGAUUCUUCCUUUGGGACCUUCUUCAGUGAGACUGGGUCUGGGAAGCAUGUGCCCAGAGCGCUGUUCAUAGACCUGGAACCUACCGUUAUUGACGAGAUCCGAACUGGGACCUACCGCUCCCUCUUCCAUCCUGAGCAGCUGAUCAGCGGCAAGGAGGACGCUGCCAACAACUAUGCCCGUGGCCACUACACCAUUGGGAAGGAAAUCAUAGAUCCCGUGGUUGACAGGACUCGUAAAAUGGCUGACCAGUGCAGUGGCCUUCAAGGCUUCCUGGUCUUCCACAGCUUCGGAGGAGGCACAGGCUCUGGAUUCACGUCCCUCUUGAUGGAGCGUCUCUCAGUGGAGUUCGGGAAGAAGUCCAAGCUGGAGUUCUCGGUGUACCCUGCCCCACAGGUCUCCACUGCAGUGGUGGAACCCUACAAUUCCAUCCUGACCACCCACACCACGCUGGAGCACUCAGACUGUUCUUUCAUGGUGGACAAUGAGGCCAUUUAUGACAUCUGCAACCGGAACCUGAAUAUCGAGCGUCCCUCCUACACCAACCUCAACAGGCUGAUAGCUCAGAUAGUGUCGUCCAUCACUGCUUCCCUGAGGUUCGAUGGUGCCUUGAAUGUGGAUCUCACUGAAUUCCAAACUAAUUUGGUGCCCUAUCCCCGCAUACAUUUCCCCCUCACUACCUAUGCACCCAUAAUUUCCGCAGAGAAAGCCUACCACGAGCAGCUCUCAGUGCCCGAAAUAACCAAUGCUUGCUUUGAGUUCUCCAAUCAGAUGGUGAAAUGUGACCCUCGCCGAGGCAAAUACAUGGCUUGCUGCCUGCUGUACCGGGGGGAUGUGGUGCCCAAGGAUGUGAAUGCAGCUAUAGCAGCUAUCAAAACCAGGAGGGGAGACCUGGCUAAAGUGCAGCGGGCCGUCUGCAUGCUGAGCAACACCACGGCUAUUGCAGAAGCCUGGGCCCGUCUGGAUCACAAGUUUGACCUGAUGUACGCAAAACGGGCCUUUGUGCACUGGUAUGUGGGGGAGGGGAUGGAGGAGGGGGAGUUCUCUGAAGCCAGGGAGGACCUGGCUGCUCUUGAGAAGGACUAUGAGGAAGUUGGCAGGGACUCUGCCAAUGGGGAUGAGGCAGAGGAAGGAGAAGAUUAUUAA